Molecule: messenger RNA, 1024 nt
Organism: Stegodyphus dumicola
Lineage: Eukaryota; Metazoa; Arthropoda; Arachnida; Araneae; Eresidae
Gene: mRpL18
Product: mitochondrial ribosomal protein L18
Biological process (GO): translation
Cellular component (GO): mitochondrion; ribosome
Molecular function (GO): 5S rRNA binding; structural constituent of ribosome
Source: RefSeq, a predicted model, not a curated record
ACCAGACUCGCUCUCUGUGGACUAGAUCGCAAAAAACGACACGUUCUUCUAUCUCGACGGUGUCCAGACUACGGCCCCUUAAUAUCAUUUCUCAGAAGUGGUGCAGCCUAUCCUUUCAUGGCUUUUGAAUACCAUUCUAGACUUUUCGCCAGAGCUAAAGACUCAUAUUUGGAAGCAAAACUAUUUGUGUACUUACCGAUAAAGCAUAUUUUAUACAACUUUUAUUGCAGAACUCGCUAAUGAAAUGUAUUUUGCAGAAAUUGUACUGUAAUACUUUCUAAUUAAUGUUCUAAUUAAAAUCAUUUUGUAAAUCCCUUUAAACAAUUUUCAUGGCUAGCAUUAAGUUUUUGCGAAACUUUCAGUGCACACCAAUACGAAAGUUCAACUGGAAAUAUCCAUAUCCUAAAGAACUUCAGCCAUCUCCUCCUCCAAAAGAAGCCAUCAAUCCUGAUAAUAUUGUAACACCAGAAGAACCUCUAAGUGCAAAUGAUGUAUUCAAUGGUGAAUAUAUCAAUCGAAAUCCUCGUAAUCUGGAACAGAUGCUUUUGGAAAUUAAGCCUAAUGGAUACAUCAUUGAUGCUCCUGAUGUUGUUUACUGGAAUAAAUUAUUUUUUAAGAAAACAUCAAACCACACUUCUGCAAAAGUUCUGCAUCAUAGUGGACGUACUAUAGUCUCUGCUUCUACACAAGAAUGGUGCCUCCGAAAAUAUCUCAAAAGUGCUAUUGACAGUAAUGCUGUUAUUAAUGUCGCACGUGUCUUAGCCCAACGAUGUCUUCAAAGUGGAAUAUUGUUUGUACAUCAAGAAUUCUCUUCUCAAGAACUGAAAACACCAAAAAUUCAACUUUUCUUAAAAACCUUAGAAGAAGAAGGAUUGCAGACGAAGGAACUUAGUGCCAUUAGGCCCAAAGAUGAACGCUACAUGUGACCAGAUAGUUUUAUUUAUCACCUUGUGAAUAAAAUUUAGAUUUUCCAUUUCCAAUAAAUAAUUUAGAUUUUCCAUUUAAAAUAAAACAUAAGUUUAUA